AUGGUUUCUAAGAUUUUCAGAAGCUGGGCAAAUCGGGUGGAUACAUACAACGUGUUGUCAGCAAUGGAUCUUCAUGUUCUCUGCUUAGACUACAGAGGAUUUGGUGAUUCGGAUGGAUAUCCAAGUGAAUCUGGAAUGAUCGCCGAUUCUCUACUCUUAUUCGACUAUACAAAAAAAUUGGCAGGUGGAAAUUAUGUUUUUGUAUGGGGUCAUUCAUUGGGAACUGGAAUUGCGACGUCGGUAGCGAUGGAAUUAAGCCACAGAAAUACUCCACCAUCUGGCCUUAUUUUGGAAUCACCUUUUAAUAAUGUUGUCGAUCUCAUUGCGGAAUCUCCUGAGUCAUCAGCUUGGCGCUGGCUGCCUUGGUUUGACCUUUUCAUUAGACAAUCUAUAUUGCGAUCCGGUCUUAAUUUCAGUUCUGAACUGCAUAUCAAAGGAGUUACGUGCCCCAUAUUAAUGAUGCACGCUGUUGACGAUGAAGUGAUUCCAUUUUCAUUAGCGAAAAAGUUAUACAAUACAGCAUUGUCAGCUAAUCGCAGUGCUUCAUUUAUUUCAUUUGCUGCCGGACGGGGACUUCUGCACAAAUAUAUCAACAAAGCAAUAGAAUUACACGUUCUUUUAAGGUUAACUUUAUUUUAUACCGAAUCUUAG
Messenger RNA from Thelazia callipaeda (thelaziosis nematode), 651 nucleotides. Lineage: Eukaryota; Metazoa; Nematoda; Chromadorea; Rhabditida; Thelaziidae. The record is from the annotation of a GenBank genome assembly.